Molecule: messenger RNA, 7561 nt
Organism: Aphis gossypii (cotton aphid)
Lineage: Eukaryota; Metazoa; Arthropoda; Insecta; Hemiptera; Aphididae
Product: remodeling and spacing factor 1-like
Exons: 18
Coding region: 150-6572 (2140 amino acids)
Biological process (GO): regulation of DNA-templated transcription
Cellular component (GO): RSF complex
Source: RefSeq, a predicted model, not a curated record
GAUAUCAAAAUGGUGGCGGACGUAUUCGUGAUAGGUAUUUUGUUUUGUUUUUUAUUUAUGUUUUGAUUUUGGUUCGCGAAAAUUCAAAUUCCUCGUUCGGAGUGCAAAACAAUGUAACUUCGUCAUUCGUCGGAUUGUCGAAUCCUAAAAUGACCGAAGCGCCGGCGGCCGAGGCGCUGGACGUGUGCGCGUCGGAUCCUAAUUUUGCGGUUAUAUUUGCUUUCUGCGAACGGUUCGGAGACAGUUGUGGUGUUACUAUUCCUACGUUCCAAGAGCUUCAAGAAAUGUUAGAAAAGACUACCGAAGUUCCAGAUGCAUUAGUUGAUUUGCAUAUUAAGUUAUUGCGCAGAGUCAAAAAAAGUGUAAAUGCAGAUAAAUGGGAAAGAGCAGUUAUAAAAUUUUGUCAAGAAUAUUCUAUACCAGAAUUUUGGGAGUUAGAACACUAUGGAUACAAAGGAAUUUCCGUAAAACUAAAACUAAGGAUCUUAAAAACUCUUUUUGAAGCACAAUUUGACAGUAAUGUUAAAUUUAAGUCCGAAAUAAAUAAAUUAGAUAGUUCUACACUUCAUUCUCAACCACUAGGUUGGGAUAGAUCAGGUGUAGCAUAUUGGGUGCAAUUUGAUCGAGCAUAUAAUCUUAGAGUUUACAAAGAAGACAUUGAUGAAGAUACGUGGGAAAUCGUAGCAAAAGAUCGAAGUACUUUAGUCAAUCUUAUAAAUGAAUUAUCUGGAGCAAAAGACAACACUCUCGAUGAUAUUGAAGAUAGUAAUAGUGUUGAGACUGGUUCAGAAGACGAAAAUGAAUCACCCUUAAAUCUGAAUCCUGAAAAACAUUCUCCUAUUACUGAAAAUAACAAAAAAGAAUGUAGUACUACAGAAUCAACUAAUGUUGAAUUAGUAAAAAAUGAAUUUGAUUCUCAAGAAAUCCCUAUUAAUUUCAAAAGAAAAUUGGACGAAGAUGACGAUUCGUUUAAUAAAAGUAAUUGUCCUAUAGUUGGAGAAGAGAUUGAAGAAUCUGUUAUGAUAGUGAAGGGUGAAGGUUCUGGACAAGAAUGUGAUACUGGUAAUCCCGAUGAAACAAAUACUCAAAAUGAUACAUCAAAAAAUGAAGAUGUUAAAAAACCAAAAUUAUGGAGUAUAGAAGCAAUUUGUAGUUCAUCUAAAGAAGUUAAAGAAGAAAUUGUUUCUGUUCCUACAACUGGAUUUUUUUUUGGUGACGAUUCUGUACCAUGUUUUAAUAAUGUUUCUAAUGGAGAAAAUUCUUGUAUUGAUGACAGUAAAUUAAAAGUUGUACAAUCAAACGAAAAUAUUGAAGAAUCAAAAAAAAGUAAAAUAAUAGUUGAAGAACCAAAUAAAAGUACAAAAACCGAUGAAGAAUUAUGUGUAAAUAAAGAAACUAAUGAAGAAAUAAAUAAAAAUGAAAAAUUGGAUGAAGUUGAUACUACUACAACACAUAGCAUCAAAUCUCUUAAUUUAGAUGAAUUUUCAUGUAAAAAUGUUUCAAAACAAUCAGUUUUUAAUAUUAAAGUCCACGAAGAAGAAGUACAGAUUACAGAACGAAAGGCUAAUGAAGUUUUUACAAAAUCUGAAACUAGUAUAAAACAUGUUACAACAAAUGUUUAUGAUUCAACAUCAUUUGACAGUUAUAGUAAACCUCAAGAGUCUCAGAUAAAUAGUACGACAGACAUUUUUACACAUAAUAAAGAUAAUCAACCACAAACCAGUAGCAAAAUAAAUAAAUAUGAUGCAGAUCACAAGACUGAGUGCAAUAAAAUUGACGCUGAUCAAACUAAUGACCAACCAACAGAUCUUACCAAUUCUGAUAUUUCUACAGGCGCAAAAGUAGACAAACAAAAAAGUCUGAAUGUGAAAUUAGAAGAAAACACAAUGUGCAAUAUUGAUCAACAAUUAGAAGAAAAUAAAAAAGAGGAAAUAGAUCAACAGUCAACACCUAAAAUAGUUGAUGAACCUAUUAUGACCUAUGAACAUAAUAAACUUGAUAAUGAAAUAAAAUUAAAUGAAUCAAAUCAAUUGACAACGAGUAAAAGCAGUCAAAGUGAUGAAGAAAAAACACUAGAUAAUAGAUGUGAAAAAAUCAAAUUAAAUGAAUCAUUUGCAAACACAGUUGGUCAAUAUGAUGAUGACACUAAUGAACAACCAAGUACUGAUGUAGUUGAAGAAAAUGUAUGCAUGUUAGAUACAUCAUCAUCAAAUUUAAUUGACCAAAAUAUUACUUCAGAUAAUCAAAUAUUGGAAAACAAAUCAAUUAUUGAUGAUGAAAAACCAGUAGAUAGUUUAGUUGAAGAAAAUGAACCUGAUAAACAAGUAUCUAAAGAUAAUCAAAUUACUGAUGAUUUAGAAAUUAGUGCUACUUAUUCUAAUAAUGACCUUAAACAACAUACUGAAAAUGAUAAUCCAAUAAUAAAUGAUAUUGCUAGUAGUAGUAAAGCACAUGAUCAAACUUUAACAGACAAUGUCGAUCAAUGUCCUCAAAUCUCUAAACAAGUAGACGGUAAUCAAAAUACUAAUAAAUCUAAAAAAACAUCACAUACUAUAAGCAAUAUUAUGGACACUGAUAUGAAUGUUGUUAGUGAUAGCAUUAAAACAAAUGAACAAUCAAUUAAUUCUAUUGAUACUGACAUUAAACAUCUAGAACAUUUUCCAAAUGAAAAAAAACCAUCCGUUGUAAAUGUAGAUUGCCCUAAAGUUUUUAAUAGUAAACAUAGUUUAAAUAAUAUAUUAAACAAAUUAGAUGAUGUAAAGGAAAUAUCGGAAUGUCCCAACUCUGAUUCUUCCAAUGUUGAUUUAGAAAUAAACAAAAUUGAUUUGGUGAAACCAGAGGUUGAAAUUAAAGAAGAAUCAAAUUUAAAGAGCAAGGAUUCUUUGAAUGAUUUAACUGUAUUAAAAAAAGAUAAAAUAAUAGAAAAUGAAAAAAAUAUUUCACACAUAAUUUCAAGUGUACCAGAAAAUCAAAAGGAAGUCAUUGAUGUAUUUAAUAAAAAAACAAAAAGUGAUAAGGAUUAUGAACAAUUAACAAUUUCUACAGAACAAUGUAAAAAAGAUGAAAUAAAACAGAGCAAUUUAAAUGUGAAUUAUGUUGAGACCAUACAAAACAAAGCUUUACAAGAAGAGGAUAAAGUAUUGAAAAUUGAGAGUGAUACUUAUGUUCAUAAUGAAGAAAACUUAAAUUUGAAAAAAUUGGAAAGUGCUCCAUGUAAUAAAGACAACCUUGUGUGUGAUUCAUCUGUACAAGAUAGUACAUUAAAAAUGGAAUCCCAAAUGGAGAUUGAUGAAGAAGUUGCUGAUGACAUAUUACAUGAUGAUAAAAAUGUUAUCAACAAAUCAAUUGACAAUUAUGAGAGUCUAGAAACCGAAGAAAAAGAAACUAAUUUUGAUAAAGAUAUUAUAAAUCAAAAUCUCAAAAUAGAAAAAAACUCUAAAGACGAUGAGGAUGAUACAUUAAAAUCUUCUGACGAGCAAAUUGUUACAUCUCCUGUUCAUGAGGAUACAUAUGAAAAUGUUGAUGAAACUAACCAAGAAUCAUUUGAUAAAAGUCCUAAAGAAGAGUUUGAUGAUAGUGCAGUUGUGGAUUUAGAAGAAGAUAAUAAUAAAAGUGAUGAAGAAGAAGUUGCUGAAGAAACACCAAAAAAGAAAGGGAGACCUGGACGAAAAAAGGGAAAAAGAGGAAGGGCUAAAAAAGUUACUACAGUCAAGCAAGAAAAUAAAAGCAAUACAGAAGAAAAAGUAAAACGACCAUACAAACCUCGUCAAAAGAAAGUUGUCACCAUAUCGGAAGAAGUGACUGUAUUUCCAGAGCCCGCUGGUGAUGAUAAUGUGCGUAGAUCAAGGCGUAUUGCUGAAAUAAAAAUAAAAGAACAAUUUAUUCCGGCUACACAAUAUGAUGAUAUUGAUAUACCAUUAAAGAGUCCAAAGAAAAAAGAUAAAGGUGGAAAGAAAGGGUCAACACCAUCCAAAAAGUUGGAAAACGCAGAAGAAUCAGAUGACGAAGACGAAGAAGAUCCUAUUUCUAAAAAGUUCAAAAAAAGAAGAAGGAAAGGAAAGGCAGAUUCUUUGAAGAAAAUCAACAUGGUAAAUCCUUGGAAUGUCGAUUCUGAAUCUAGUUCUUCUGAAAACAAUGUAGAAUUAUUUGAAGACUACGAUCAUGAAGAAGAGGAAGAAAUUCCUAGACCUGGAAUCGAGCCUAACGUUUCAGACCAUGAGUUUUCCCCUGAAUCAGAUAUUAAUGACGAAGAUGAAGAGUAUUUGCCUGAAAAAAGAGCACGAACUGCUCAUAAAAAAGAUGAAGGCGAACCAUUAAAAGACGAUAUGUGUCAAAAAUGUAAUAAAAGUGAUCAACCUGAAUGGAUUUUGUUGUGUGAUACUUGUAAUCUAGGAUGGCAUGCAUCUUGUCUUCGCCCUCCACUUAUGGUGAUCCCUGAUGGUGACUGGUACUGUCCACCAUGUCGUCAUCAAUCUCUGUUGAAUGCAUUAAAAGAAACUUUAAAAAAAUAUGAUGGAGAAUCUAAAAAACGAGAAAAUGAAGAAUUGAGACGUAAACGGUUGGCAUAUGUUGGAAUAAGUCUUCAAAAUGUAAUAUCAUCAAAAACAGAAGAAGUUAAACCUGAAAAAUCACCUGUAGUACAUCAAUCUUCUGAAGAAGAUGAAGAAGAAUCAGAAUCAGAGAAUUAUGAUUCAGAACCGUUGUAUACUUUAAGAGCUAGGCGACAAGCUAACGUCAGUUACCGUUUUAAUGAUUAUGAUGACAUGAUCAAUGAAGCAAUUUUAGAGGAAACUGGUGUUGAUGAAUCUGCAUUGAAAAAAUCAGCUGAAGUGAAAACUGACAAAAAUGAUAAUGAUGAAAAAAAUGACUCUGAUAACGAUGAUAGAGAGGAUUCACCAAUAGCACCUGCUCUGUUACAUUUGAGGGGGCGAAAAAAAUCAAAAAAGCUCACAAAUCUUGAUAUCAGUUCAGAUGACGGUUCAGAUGAAGAUUUCAAAGGCCCUUCAGAUGAGGACGACGAUUACGAGGAAGAUUUGAGUGAGUAUAGUGACGAUUCUGUCAAAAGACGACCACAACCAACAAGGCGGUCUGUGCGGAACCGCAGAAACGUAGUUGACCCCGACUUUAUCAAUGACGAUUCGAGUGAAGACAGUGAUCAUCGUUCUAAAAAAAAGAGAUCGAGACCAUGGUCGGAUUCAUCUAAUAGUGAAGAAGAGGACUUGACGUGGGGAAAAAAGAAAAAGAAACGCACUAGCGCGAAUUCUUCGUCAUUUUCGUCCAAACCAGCCGCCAAAGGAACUAAAAGAAAACGCAGUGAAAAUGACGGUGUCCGAAAAUUGAAAAAAUCAACGAUCAAGUAUGGCAUGAAUUCGGAUUCAGACUCGGACGGUCAACCCAAAAGAAGGACGAGAGGACGACAGAUAACUUACGCCGAAUCCGACGAUUCCGAAGAGGAGGUCCAAACGAAAAAGCGUAAAGUAGCUAGUGACGAAGAAGACGAAUACGUGUUGAACGACGAAGAAUUGGAAGUCGAAAACGAAGACCAUACCUUGGAAGAGGAAGUAGACGACGCGGUGGCCAGUAACGAAGAAAAGGACGACGACGACGACGACGACGAAGACGACGAGGUAGGCGAGGAAGAAGAGGACGAGGACGAGGAAGAAGACCCAAAACCGGCGGCGAUAUCCUCGUCAGUCCCUGCAGCGGUUCCGGGUCAUCAAACCGUCGCGAAACUUCCGCCACCGUCCGCCGUAGCUGCCGUCGCACAAUCGGUGAUCAGGGAACCCGUGUCGUCGUCGUCGUCAUCCGGUGAUCCCGCCGUACCCGCGCAUCACACCCCACACCCAAGACUGUUGCCGCCGCCGGUCGCCGCUGCCGCUGCCGUCGUCGUCCAGCGACCGGACAAACAGGAGUCGCCGUCGUCGGUCGCCGACCCGGGACACGGAUCUCCCGCGGACAAGCGCAAGCGACCUCAGCACCAGCCGAAAAAGUGUCCUUCGCCCAACCCUCUGCAGCAGGUGGACUACGGGGGCGGUGCCGGUUACCCUUACGCGCCGGACGCCACCAAAGUGACCGCGGUGACCGCCGUCCCGCCGUCUCCCGCGUACGUCAGACCGCCGCCCGCGGGCGGAGUGUUCAAGACCAUGGUGGCACAGCCGCCGCGGACCGCCGGCGACAUGGGUUUCGCGGCCGCCGUGCCCGUACCGCCGCCGUACCGGACGGCGGCCAACAAAAUGGCCGGUCCGGCCGCCUACCUUCCGCCCCAGGUCCAGCCGCCCCAACAGAUUUACCAGGCGCCCACGUCGACCGCGCCUCCACCGUCGUCACAACCGCCGUCGGCCGGUUACUCGCCUUAUCCGAUCGAUUACGCCGGAACCGGAGCGUCGCUCCCGCCCCCGCCGCCGUUGAUCCCGUUCCGGAACGUGGUCGUGGCCCCCCCGCUGCACGAACACGCCCUGCUGCCCCCCGGAACUGCACAUCCGCAACAGCAAUCUGUGACCGGCGAGGUUAGCGAAUUCGGCGGGCUCGUUUCGUAUUUCUCCAGUCAACAAGAAGACGAUUUUGACACAUGAUGAUCUCUCGUCCGUUUCCGCCACAUUAUUAUUAUUAUUAUUAUUAUUAUAUUAUAUUAUUGUAAUUAUUAUUUUUGUCCCCUUUUUUCUGUUUUGUGUCCUCCCCAUAUUCCCGCCGACAGCAAAUCGUAUAUUAUAUAUUAUAAUAAUAUAUUAUAUUAUGUUACUAUACUGUACACUGUUCUACUUUUGGAAACGUGCAGGCUGCUCGUACGUGUUUGUUUUUUAUUAUUGUUCGUUUGGAAUUUUUUCGUGCUUCUAUCAUUUUACCGUAACGUAUAAUUUUCCUUUCGAGUCGAAUCAAUAAAUCUAAAAGCAUUUAUAAUGCGGUCGUUUAGUCGUGCCAGUAAGUACUUACAAUUAGGGUAAGCCGAACAUAUACACGCAGAGACUACCUACUAAUAAUAAUCGUAAUAACGUCAUCGUCGCAAUCAAAAUCUAUCGUUGUUCGUAAUCGUUAAAUCACGAGUAUGUCACUCGUAUAUAGAAUCGAGAAGAAAGUCGAAGAAUAUUCGCCGUACAAACCGUCCGCGCUAGACUGGCUCUUUCUAUUGUUUUAUUACUUAAUCUAAUUUUUAAUUUUAAUUGAGAAACAAAUCAUUUCCUUAUACUUAUUUUUACGAGGCCAUAAUAUCAUAUGAAUUUGUAACCGGUAAGAGCCCAUUAUUGUGUCGAAUAUUGUAAAGAUCUGAGAACAAUUUAUUUUGUACGAAUUUUGUUUAAGUUAAAUAUUUGAUAAUACGUUUGUUUUUUUUUUAACAUUAUUUACUUAAAUCACCAAAACACGAUAUAGUUAUCAGUUAUCACUAUGAUGCUGUUUCUAUCAUGUUUAAAAACUAUAUUUAUGUGACUUCUAGCUAACAGCAAAUAAUGUUAAUUUAAUUAAUUUAAUAUUUGAACUGCCCCACCAUUGAUGACCUAUACGUUUUAAAAAAAGAAAAUAACUCGUGUGUAAUAUUUAUUGUACAAAUAUACAUUUUAAAAAUAAU